AUGGAGUUCAACUUUGCCUAUGUUCCACAAAAAAUGAUUAAGAGGAGGGCAUUGGCAGAUUUCCUUGCCGAUCACCCCUCACCAGAAAUCGAAUCACAAGUUUUUGAUGAACUAGACUUGGCAGCCGUAUUCAUGACCCCUUGGACUUUAAUGUUUGAUGGGUCGAAUUUCAAGUGCUCAAAUAAUCAAGCUGAGUAUGAAGUAUUGAUCAUCGGCUUGGAAAUUCUACUAGAGAUGGCGGUCAAAGAUGUCCACAUUGUGGGAAAUUCAAGUUUAGUGAUUAAUCAGAUAUCAGAAGAUUUUAGGUGUUUAAAUUGGCAAUUAAGGCCAUUUCAUUCAUUGGCAACUCAAUUGGUUAACCAAUUUCACAGUGUGACUUUGGAAUACCGACCAAGAGCCAUGAAUAAAAUAGCUAAUGAUUUAGCCCAAACCACUUCAGGAAUCAGAGUGCCAAAUAGUAUAAAGGAAAGGAUAAUGAAAAUCACAUGCCGAUCUCUUCCAUUGGCUGAAACAAAAAACCAAGUUAUGGAAGAAGUUUUUGCUAUUGAUAUUGCCGAGUUAGAUGAUGAUGAUUAG
This is a messenger RNA of Cornus florida, 576 nucleotides long. RefSeq lists its product as uncharacterized. The record is from RefSeq and is a predicted model, not a curated record. Gene Ontology annotation, molecular function: nucleic acid binding; RNA-DNA hybrid ribonuclease activity. The transcript is spliced from 2 exons. Lineage: Eukaryota; Viridiplantae; Streptophyta; Magnoliopsida; Cornales; Cornaceae. The coding region runs from base 1 to 576 and encodes 191 amino acids.